This is a messenger RNA of Strongyloides ratti, 510 nucleotides long. RefSeq names its product Nematode fatty acid retinoid binding family-containing protein. Bases 1 to 510 code for a protein of 169 amino acids. Gene Ontology annotation, molecular function: lipid binding. The record is from RefSeq and is a predicted model, not a curated record. Lineage: Eukaryota; Metazoa; Nematoda; Chromadorea; Rhabditida; Strongyloididae. The transcript is spliced from 2 exons.
AUGUUUAUUAUAAUCAGCUUUUAUCAUACAAAAGGAAAUGUUAUAAUUUAUGAUAAAAUUCCAAAUGAUCAUAAAAGAUAUGUGGUGGAUGAUGUAAGAAAGUAUUAUGAUGAAUUAAGUGAUAAAGAACGUGUUAUUUUAUAUGAAUUGGUUAUGACACAUAAUGGAAGUGAUGAAGAUGCUGUUAGAUUAAUGCAUGAAAAAUCACCAUCUCUUGGUAUUAAAACUGCUAAAUUUUAUGAGAAAUUUAAUCAAAAAAUAAAUUUAUUAUCAAAUGAAACAAGAACUUUUUUAAAUCAUAUAAGAUAUGAAGCAGGUUUACUUUUACCAAAUAAAGAGGAUUCAUUAAACGAGGAAAAAAUUGAGAAAUUUAUAAACUACUUUGUUAAAGAAUAUAGUAAACUUUCAUUAAAUGGAAAAGAAGAAUUAAAAAAAGAUUUCCCAGCUUUAGAUGUUAUUGCCAAGAAGCAUAAUCCAAAGGAUAUAACUAAUGUUUUUACGGAUGGAUAA